This is a messenger RNA of Drosophila innubila, 1324 nucleotides long. It is a transcript of the gene Pex7, whose product is annotated as peroxisomal targeting signal 2 receptor. Gene Ontology annotation, cellular component: peroxisomal matrix; cytosol. The coding region runs from base 1 to 1008 and encodes 335 amino acids. The record is from RefSeq and is a predicted model, not a curated record. Gene Ontology annotation, molecular function: protein binding. The transcript is spliced from 3 exons. Gene Ontology annotation, biological process: protein import into peroxisome matrix. NCBI's taxonomy places the organism in Eukaryota, Metazoa, Arthropoda, Insecta, Diptera, Drosophilidae.
AUGGAGGCACAGACCCACACCACAACCGACCGACAUGGCUAUAGCCUGCGCUUUUCACCUUUCGAGGCAAAUCAUAUGCUGCUAGCUACCAGUCAAUUGUACGGUCUUGCUGGAGGUGGUUCUCUAUUCCUGCUUGCCCAGAGCUCUCUGGAUGAUGUCAAUUCACAAAAUCUCACAGAACUAUGUCGUCUGGAGUGGUCCGAUGGGUUGUUCGACGUCGCCUGGUGUCCAUAUGCCGCCGAUAUUGCGGCAACAGCCUCUGGCGAUGGCUCGCUGCAGAUCUGGUCGGGAUUGGAUGUGGAGUCGGCGAUGACAGAGCAAACGCCCAAACAGCCGCUGAUUUGUCUGCAGGAACACAAGAACGAGAUCUACAGUCUGGAUUGGGGCGAGAAGUGGAAUUAUCACACACUCCUCUCGGCCAGUUGGGACUGUACCCUCAAGCUGUGGGAUUGCAACAGGCAGAACUCCAUCACGACGUUUGUGGGACACAAUGAUUUGAUAUAUUGCGCAAAGUUUUCGCCCCUGAUUGCGAAUCUCUUUGCCAGCGUAAGUACCGAUGGACAUUUGAACUUAUGGAAUUCUCUUGAUUUUACAGGUAAACCCCUGAUGAGCAUCGAGGCACAUGCAAGUGAAGCCUUAUCCUGUGACUGGAGUCAUUUCGAUCGCAAUGUCCUACUGACGGGAGGAUCGGAUGGUCUAAUCCGAGGCUGGGACUUACGCAAGAUGCGGACACACAUCUUUGAGCUGUACUCGGGAGAAUUUGCGGUUAGGCGUUUGGCCUGUUCCCCACAUUCAGCGACGGUGCUGGCAUCGGCCAAUUAUGAUUUUACAACGCGCAUUUGGGAUCUUGAGCGAGGGGAAUCAGCACAGGAGAUAAAUGCCCAUCACACUGAGUUUGUCUGCGGUCUGGACUGGAAUCCACAGAGAACACAUCAACUGGCCGAUUGUGGCUGGGAUUCAGUUGCCAAUGUCUAUACGCCGCAAUGCCUGCGCAAUGUGUUGGCUUAAACGAAUUGCUUUAGCUGCUUCAUAUGCUUAACGCUGGCCUUACCCCCAACCGGACUCUGGAAACUGGUGACUGGAAACUGGAACCUGGUACCUGGAACUCUGGUACGCCAAAUGCCGAACAAAUGUGAUAAGGUGCUAGUGGCGCCAAAAUAGCCAAGCCAUAAAUGGUUGACACCUGGACAAGAUAGCUGAGCUAUCGAAUCUCUAAGGAAAACGAUGUGUAAAUAGUUGUGAUAAAUAUAAAAUUGAAUACCACGUUCUGCAGGUGCUUGAAAUGUCAAUAAAAGCUUACAGAUUAUAUGAUUAUAAGAGAAAA